GUCGCGCCGCCGGGACACUCCCGCCGCCUCCGCUCCGUCCCGCUAGUCCCUGGGAGUGUGGGCAGGGCUGCAGGGGGCUUCCGUGGGCCUGGCCGCUCCCACCGCGGGAGGAAAAGCAGGGGGAAGCCCCGGCGCCCGCCGCCUCCGGAGAGCCGCAGUGCCCUCGGGCUGUGUAGGCGCUGAAGACGAGCCCGGGCGGGGCCCCGGUGCGUCGUGCCUGUCGCCGUCCGUGUCCGGAGCGGAGGCCAGCGGCCGCCCGCUCGGCGCCCCGGACCGUAGGGGCACCACCCUCCCUGGCGUGGGCGACGGCCGGCCGGGGGCGCGCGGAGCAGCCGUCACGGGGCCUCGCCGCGGCCUCCAGCGCCCCAGCCACGGGGAAUGCAGUGGCCCCCGACCCCUGGUGCCUCUCCGUGUCUGGGCUGGGCCUCCUCGAUCGCCUGCUCCGCGGCCACGACGCUCCUGAGCCAGACAGGCCGGGCCCCCCUCAUGGCGGCAAAGUGGUUCAAGGAGUUCCCCCUGAACCUGAAGACCGUGUCCGAGCGGGCCAAGCCCGGGGGCGGGGGCGGCGGCAAACUGCGCAAGAACUCAGAGGCCGGCGGCGCCGCGGCGCCCACCCCGGGCAAAGGCCGCAAGAACUCGGCGGCCGAGCUGGGGAGCGGCAGGGCCGGCGUCGGCCCCGCUAAGGACAGCCGGCUGUCCCGGGACAGCCUGCAGGGUCUGAUUCAGGCCGCCGCGGGCAAGGGUCGCAAGAACUCCCGGGCCGCCGAGGAGGAGCCCCACCGGGGCGCGACCAAGAGCUCGGGCUGCAGCACCUACAUCAACAGGCUCAUCAAGGUGGACACUCAGGAGAAGAAUGGCAAGAGCAGCUACCCCGGCAGCAGCAGCAGCAGCAGUAGCAGCAGCUCUUCCUCCGCGUCCUCUUCCCCUUCCUCCCUGGGCCCCGAGCUGGACAAGGGCAAGACUACUAAGCAGCAAGACACGGUCAUCAUUUUAGAAGACUAUGCUGACCCAUAUGAUGCCAAACGGACAAAGGGUCAAAGAGAUGCAGAGAGAGUAGGAGAGAAUGAUGGUUACAUGGAACCCUAUGAUGCACAGCAGAUGAUAACAGGUUUGUAA
Molecule: messenger RNA, 1116 nt
Organism: Microcebus murinus (gray mouse lemur)
Lineage: Eukaryota; Metazoa; Chordata; Mammalia; Primates; Cheirogaleidae
Source: RefSeq, a predicted model, not a curated record